Messenger RNA from Phanerochaete carnosa HHB-10118-sp, 662 nucleotides. RefSeq lists its product as uncharacterized. The transcript has 3 exons. The record is from RefSeq and is a predicted model, not a curated record. The coding region runs from base 87 to 368 and encodes 93 amino acids. NCBI's taxonomy places the organism in Eukaryota, Fungi, Basidiomycota, Agaricomycetes, Polyporales, Phanerochaetaceae.
ACGGUUACACACAGACUACAACGUUGAUAUCUUCCCCAGUCGUCCAUACGAGAGAAAUGCGUUUCAUGAUAUGAAGACACAGUAUUAUGUGUCCGGCGAUCGCGACAGGCGUGGUUGCGCAUGGAGCCAGUGGAGGGGGACAGCGACAUGACGUCAAGCAAGGAGGAGACAUGGUCAGCUAUAAGAGCCUUGGGCCAUUGACCACCAAACAGCCACCCUUUCACCACUCAACCAAUAUCAUCACAUACAAUGUCGUCUGCAGGCAGCUCUUUCGGCACUCAGUCGCCUCCGCUUACUGCGUCUGGCCAAGACGAGCCUAUGGGUGUCAGCGGCAUGUCGGGCAACAAGCCUCAGGCCGUGCCAGAUGAGCAACAGCGGAAAGAGUAUUUCAAGGGCGAUGUGACGAAGCACAACGACGAGCCGGGGUCUCAGCCGAGUGCGCCGGCUGAGAAGAUCAAACAAGAUUAAUUGGACACAAUGGCUUAACUCAUGCUAUGCUUUACCUCGAAGAUCUCAUCGCAUUGCCUAUUGUAUCAUAUAUUUUCUGUGAAGUUACUUUACCGUCUCUAUAUACGCAAUGGACACAUUGUAUCGAGAGAUACGGGCUAGGCUUUAGCUUCUCUUGUGAUAAGGAUUGAAGGUGCUGGUGAACGUGGAUCCCU